AGUAGAGCCAAAAUGGCGUCCGUGAUCCUUCAGUCUGGUGUGGGCUAGCAUGAAACCUACCCGAUUUACCCUGAAAUGACACAUUUCUGCUGUUAUUAGUCGGAUUACUCAAUUCUAUCAUCAAAAAGAAUCGGCGUUAUCCUCAAGAGGACGCGUUUUGAUGCUGUGAGGAGGAGAUGGCGGGACGCAGAGUGGAGUGUUUGUGGAAGCGUCACGUUGUGGAGCAGCUGAAGCAGAGAGACAGAGUACAGCGUCAGGCCUUUGAGGAGAUCAUACACCAAUAUAACCGGCUGUUGGAGAAGUCUGAUCUUCAGGUUGUUUUUUCUGAACGUCUCCAAACUGAGAAAUAUGAGCAACAGAACAGACACGACCUCAGUCCGUGUGUGGACGGCGGGCGCAGUGAUUCUCUGCAGCAGGAAAUGUCUCAGAUGCGGAUCAGACAUCAGGAAGAGCUGACGGAGCUCCACAAGAAAAGAGGAGAGCUGGCCCAGAGUGUGAUUGAAUUAAACAACCAGAUCCAGCAGAAAGACAAAGAGAUCCAGAGUAACGAAGUCAAGAUGCAGGAGUAUCUGCAGCAGAUCUCGCAGCUGGAAGGAGAGUGUCGUGAGCUCAGGAACUGUCUGGCGGAUUUGGAACGAGCCAAUCAGACGCUGCGAGACGAGUACGACGCCCUGCAGAUCACGUUCAGCGCUCUGGAGGAGAAACUGCGCAAAACCACCGAGGACAAUCAGGAGCUGGUGACGCGCUGGAUGGCGGAGAAAGCCCAGGAGGCCAACAGACUCAAUGCUGAGAACGAGAAGGACUCCAGACGCAGGCAGGCAAAGCUGCAGAAGGAACUGGCAGAUGCAGCAAAGGAGCCGCUUCCUAUCGACCCAGAUGAUGACAUCGAGGUUCUCACAGAGGAUGCUGGGAAGGCAACGGGUGAAACGUCACCGAGCAGACAGCUCAGUCGCACACCCAGUAAACGGUUGUCUCAGCCCCCUCCUCCCGCAGGACUGCUGGACUCCAUCUCUAAUAUGUUUGGAAGACGUCGCUCCGUGAAUUCGUUCAGCUCGUCUCCUGAAAACGCAGAAGUGCCGUCGGCGUGUGCGGAUGUGCGUGUUCCCUCCACUGCACUCCACAUCUUUGACGCUCAUGAUGGAGAAGUGAACGCUGUGA
This is a messenger RNA of Danio rerio (zebrafish), 1158 nucleotides long. RefSeq names its product autophagy related 16 like 1 (gene atg16l1). Lineage: Eukaryota; Metazoa; Chordata; Actinopteri; Cypriniformes; Danionidae. The record is from RefSeq and is marked validated. Gene Ontology annotation, cellular component: Atg12-Atg5-Atg16 complex; cytoplasm; phagophore assembly site membrane. Gene Ontology annotation, biological process: protein localization to phagophore assembly site; microautophagy; autophagosome assembly. Gene Ontology annotation, molecular function: identical protein binding.